This is a messenger RNA of Colletotrichum higginsianum IMI 349063, 825 nucleotides long. RefSeq names its product Acetyltransferase. The transcript has 3 exons. NCBI's taxonomy places the organism in Eukaryota, Fungi, Ascomycota, Sordariomycetes, Glomerellales, Glomerellaceae. Bases 1 to 825 code for a protein of 274 amino acids. The record is from RefSeq and is a predicted model, not a curated record. Gene Ontology annotation, molecular function: acyltransferase activity, transferring groups other than amino-acyl groups.
AUGGAGCACGUAAGCAAAAGCGUCACCCUUGUUGAGCUCAGCCGUUCCCUCGUGCCCCCGAAGUGGGAGGAUACCGUGCGUGUCAUUGGCAUGUCGGAGUGCAAGGAGGCCGGCCUCUCGCUGGCCCAUGCCUUUGCUGCUGAUGAUCUUAGCCAGUAUCUUCUCGACGCCGAUGACAUGGCGAACCUGUCGGCCGAGUCCAAGUGGAAGCUGCACGUCGACAUCAUGGUCUACAUCGCGGCCGCACACUGCAUCAAUGGCACCGUCACCACCAUCGGCCCGGACCACGACGCCGUUGCUCUGUGGAUGCCUCCCGGAAAGGACGCCGACGGAUGGUGGACCGUCCUCCGGAGCGGUUUGUGGCGCCUCUACUUCCAGCUCACCGUGGAGGCCAGGCGUCGUUACUACGACGAGCUGCUGCCCCUGUUGCACGAUACCAAGCUCGAGGUCAUGGGCGAGCGGGACGGUGACUGCUACUACCUGGUCUACCUAGGGACCAAACCCAACGCCCGGGGCAAAGGGUACGCGCGGAAGCUGCUCAACGACAUGAUAGAGAGGGCCGACGCGGAAAACCGUGCCGUCUACCUCGAGUCCAGCUCCCUCGCUAACAACGCAUACUACCGCAAAUUCGGGUUCGAGUUCAAGCGCGAGAUCCGACUGACGCGCGGCGACGCCCCCGUCAGCCUGUUCAUCAUGGUCCGCGAGCCGUGCCCGCGCAAGGCGGGUGGAGGCGGCGGCACUGGCGGCCACAUGUACUCGGCGGCCGUCCCGGGCCACAUCAAGAUGCAGAUCAACGCUGUCAUGAAGGAGACGGUGCGGGCUUGA